Messenger RNA from Ochlerotatus camptorhynchus, 5481 nucleotides. RefSeq lists its product as uncharacterized. The transcript is spliced from 14 exons. Bases 3070 to 5457 code for a protein of 795 amino acids. The record is from RefSeq and is a predicted model, not a curated record. Gene Ontology annotation, cellular component: plasma membrane. NCBI's taxonomy places the organism in Eukaryota, Metazoa, Arthropoda, Insecta, Diptera, Culicidae.
UUGCGGUUCGUCGUCGAGUGAUCGCGUUGUGUUUUUCUCCUUAUAUAAAAAAAGGAAAGAAAGAAAAAAACACCUACAUACAUACAAAGAGAGAUUGGGGGAAAAGGGAGGACCCACCAGAACAAGAAGAACGAAAAUCUGUGAAGAGAAAUUGGACUAUCUACCAAGAGGCAAGGAUUCAUUGAUUAUUCACAUGUAAAUAUCCAGAUCGCGACAAAAGUUGCAAGCGGUAAUUGGGGUGGACCUCUCCGGGAAGUGGAAAAUUUUAGGUGAAAUCGAAGCUAAAUCUAUCCAUCUCUUCUUAAUCUAUUGAACGCUGCCCAUCUCUCCCGGCGGUGAAGUGAUGCUGUAAUUCGUGAUUGAUCCUGGAUUCCGGCAUCGAAGAGAGCGAGAAGGAGAGCCAGAAUUCGGUGCAAAAAGAUAAAAAAAGAAAAGUUACCAUUACAGAAAGGUGAAAAUGUCGUGUAUUCGAUUUAUGUGAGAUUUGCGUCAAAAGGGAAGAAAAUCGCUGAAGCGAGUGGAGCGGAAGAAGAGCAGAAGCUUGGCCGAAGCGAGUGAGCGAAGAAAAGACGCCGGCUUAGGGGUGGAAAAACAGUGCUGCCCUCCAGGCAGAGUGGCGGGCGUGAGGCGAGUGAAGGGCUUGGUGUUGUUGUUGUAGUUGGGUUCCUCCGAAGAAAGUGAUCCGAUGAAAAUUUGAUGGAAUUCAAAAGCUCUUGAAAAGUUUACAGUGAAAUUAAUGCAAAUUUUAUACGGUGAAUAAGGGGCGUGUUGUAAGUCGAUGCUGAAUAAUAGCGGUUUGUAGUUGUGAGAGAGGUGAAGGUGAAUUGAAGUUUUGUACUAAGUUAAAGUUUGUGGUUUCUAUAAAUUGAAAUUAUCGAAAAGUGAGGGUUAUUGUGAAAAGAAAAUCCAAAUUAAAUAGGUGAAAAAUAAAACAGUGAAUUGAGUGAAGCAAAGGAUCACGCUGCAAACGAAAUACUCAAAAUCAACAAAGGAGAAUUUCACAUUUACAGGAGUGUGCCGAAGGAAGCAAGCGAAUAACAACAAAAAGAUGCAUCAACAUCGCUUGGACUCGUAAAGCUUUGGAAUUCUCUGCUACUAUUGUUCGGGUUUUUACGACUUAGCAUCUCAUAUCAAACUGUGGAGCAUCAUCGUCAUCAUCAAGAAAAGCUUCAGCACCACACUCGAGUGGAAAGCAUCGUAAAAACCAUCCAAAACCAAGUACCAAGUCUGCCACCGUCGACCGACCAUCCGACGCAAAAACGGCGCUCCAUUUUCCAGCAGCCAACAAACACAUCCCGAAAACAUUUCAAUCUACAUUCAUUUAUCAUGCUCGUUUGAAUGCGAGGGCUGCAACUUUCCACGACAAUUAAUUCCCGGGAACUCGAGAAAUGACCCAUCGCAUCACUCGCCUUGGCUUUAAUUAUCUUGAUUUUCGAACCAGCGGCAUCGGCACCUAUUUCGUUCUUGGUGCCAUCAACGUGUAAUCAACGAAUCGCGAAAUCGAGUCCACGAGCUUGGGGAGCCGCAUGAUGGAACCAUCCUGGCCUGGCUUUAGCAACAACGAUAACAACGACAACUUCAACACCAUCAGCGUCCAUCGCCAUUAUUGUCACCACCAACAGCAGCAGCAGCAGCAGCAAGAAGCCACCAGCGUAAUUGAGCUACAGCAGCUGAAAGAGAUUAUCAUCCUGCAGCUUCACGACGACGAGAUACGACGAUGGAAGUGUAAUCACUGAGACCAGCCAGGUUCCGUAAGAGGCCAGAUGAGACGGGAGCAGUGCUUCAAAUUUGGCUGCAACCACUCAACGACGAGAGACGACCAAACGGACGAAGAAGAAACAGAAGACGACGAGGAAAAACCUGCUGACAGUAUUUAGUCCGUAAAGCCGCGAUAUGAAAACAAAAAGCACAAAUAGAAACCGAGACAAACUUUUCGCCAACCGUGCAACUGAAAGCGACCGUAUAUAAUUCAAAUUGAGCAGCCAUAGCCAUAGUCAUCGUCGCAUCAUCGUUCGUCAUUUGUUCGCGCCGUGGUGUGAUCUGCUAAGUUUGCUUUCGCUGCUGGUUGAAGGCGAUCAUUUACGCUGCUGCCAUCGCUUUGCGCUUGUUAUUUGCUACAAGAAAGCAUCAGCGAGAACAGAACUUUCCCUCGGAAAAGUCAAACCAGAAGUCGCGGACAUUAUUUGAGGUAUUAAUUUACAAGUCGACGGAUUAGGCGGGAAUUGAUAAUUAUUUGCUGCUACUUGUGACGGCGUUCGUUUGCUGCCAGGGCACGAAAUCGUAAAAUUUCAAGAUCGAGAACAUCAACAUCAUCAUACAGCUGCGACAACAUCUCGAACAAACUCACACAGAAGAUUCUGCUGGCUCUGGUUGACAGAUAUUACCUCCUGCAGACCAAGAGCGAACACGUGCUACACAAAAUUUCACGGCGUCCCAUUGCCGAGUUCAACUCGUUGUCACAGGGGUCCUCGCAAUUUUAGAGGGGAAAAAAGUGUCACAUAACAGAACAAAGUUAGCAAUCGAGUGGGUGGUUGCAAGGAGAAUCACUAAUAAGAAGAAGACAUGAAAACUGUACAUGUUGUACUGCUGCAAUCACAAAAGCUUCCCAACGUGACGUGAGAAAGUGAAAAGCGUACUGUUGGUCGUUAAACCGUGAAUUCUCUUAAUUUCGUCUUUUCGUUUGUUUAGUUGAUUCGUUUUUUCUUUCGUUUUUCGUUUGUUAUGAUGAUGAGAUUUGGUUCACAUGUGCUGCUGAGUGGAACGGCAAUUGUGAGAACGAAUACUCUUAAAUUGAAAGGUAAAUAAAAGAAGUGCUUCUUACCGUGGUGCUACACAAUUCUGGGAAAGGAAGAAAGUUGAAUACUUGCAAGGCGAAGAUCAAAGGUCAAAGGAAGCUUACCAAGUGAAGGUGCUUGGGUGGGAAAAGGAACGAAGGUCCCCAGUGAUAGAAAAUAAGGACGUAGACGACGUUGAAGUGUUGAGAUCGAAUUCGAAAAAGUAAUUAUAAUUUUAACCACCCCCCGUAUAAGAAUAUUAUGCCAAAGUGUUGGAAAAGAAAACCGACGGGCUAUGUUUGUGAUGCUGUCAGUUCGCACAACAGCCACCGUUCGUGAACGGCCAGCCGAGACGGUCAAGAAGGCAAUCAACAUAAACCAGCUCAUCAAGAACCUAAACAACCGGAAGACCAAAAGCCAAAAACAGAAGCAGAAAAUUGGCAAUAGCAGUAGCAAUAGCAGCAGCAACAGCAGUAGCAGUAGCAGUAGUAACAACCUCAACAAUCUAAACAACGCAACUGACCGUAACGGCAAAAAGAACAACAUCGGAACCGAAAGUGACAGCCUAAACGACCAGAAGAACCUACGGCGGGACAAGAACAGCUACCAAAAGACAGCCGACAAGACGAUCGAUAAGGCAUCGAUCCAGAUCAUUGCACCACCAAGCAUAACCACAGUACUAGCGACGCCGCCGACGACGACGACGCCGCUCCGAAUAUCAGUAGAGCCCAUUCCGCAACGACUGGGGCAGAUUCCGGAGGAGGACAAAAAACAGGUGGAUCCAGGCCAGCAGCAGACUACGAUCGGAAUCGGUUCGGUUUCGUCACCGGAGAAGCAGGAACAGCGACAGCAGAGCGGCGCAAAUCAGAACCAACAGCAGCAGCAGCAACAACAACAGCAGCAGCAAGAACAGACACAAGAACAGCAACAGUCCAAGACCAAGUUUCUUUUGCCGGAGUUGAACAACUUCAGGAAACCACCAACCGUACAGGUUCCAGUGGCAACCAUACUGAACGAUCUUAGCCCCGUGCCAGCGCCUGUGAAAGUUACCAAUAAAAUCUCCAACUCGAACCCUAUGAGUCCUAUGAACCCCGCCGGGCUACAAAGUAACUCGCCGGACGUUAAGGCCAUGCGGUACUACAGAUUGUGGAUCUACACAUGCAACGCUGUGCUCUUGAUGGCGGUAAUUGUAUUCUGUGGCGUUGCGGGCAAAAUUCUAUUCUCCGACUACAAGCGUUUGCUGGUGAACGGGCUCAGUCUGACGCAGCCGAGCUUCAUUUACGCGUACCUAGCGCUGUUGGUGCAAUCAGGUUUCUUACAACUGAUAGGGUGUCUUGGUGCCUUACGACUAUCGGAGAAAUUAUUAAACGCUUACUGGUCGCUUUUACUCGUAUUGUUAAUAGGCGACGCCAUGUUGGGCAUAUUUUGGAUGUUCAAGUUCGACAGAGUGAUGCACGAUCUGCAACCGAUGCUGAAAACUCGCCUAGCCAAUGAAUAUGGAAAUUCAAUCGAAUUAACCGAUCUCUGGGAUCGGCUGCAAAGCGAAGGCCGAUGCUGCGGCGUCACUGGACCACAAGACUUCCCGGUACUCGUGAAUCGAACCUAUCCGGACUCGUGCUGCGCCGCGGACAUUGCGGAACAGAUCAGCAUAUCGCGGAGGCCGCUUGCGUCGGCAGUCGUCUAUCGCAGUGAAGAUCUGGACGAAAUGACGUCCAACCGUAACUUUAGUGAUAUCAGCGACAUGUGGAGCCUGAUAACGGCACCGAGCAGUAGUAGCAGUAGUAUCGUAAGCGGAGGAAACGGAAGUGGCAGCGGUGGUGGUGGUGGUUCUAGUAGUAGUAGUUUCAGUAGCGGUAGUAGUACGAGUGCCAUGAGUAGUAGUAGCAGUUUUGGCGUUCGCAGCAGCAGUAGUAGGGGAGGUGGUGGCGGUGAAAGUGGAGGUGUCAGGACGAUCAUGGCGUGCAGAGCAGUGUAUCCGCAGGGCUGCGCCGAUCGGAUCGUCUCCUGGCUGCGGCACACGGCGGACAUACUGUUCGUGCUGGGGUACUGUGUGAUAGCGUUCCUGAAGCUCUGCUUCCUUGGUAUUCUCCGGUACGAGAUCAAGGAAAUGAUUCAGAAAAUCAAACUGCUCCAAACGGAAAUGGCCGGAGCGAUACUGAACGGGGUGGACUGCGACCAACAACAGUUUACGUUGUUACAGCAGGUAACGAGUACAACCGUCAACGGGGGCAUCCACGCCGAGCCGAAGGUCGGCAAUCGGGACCGGGAGCGGACGCGGAUAGAGGCGGCCGAGAGCGAGCGGGAAUCGCUGCUUAACACCCAACAGGAGAGCACACCGAAGCUGCUCAAGCACAAACAACUGUACACCUGUAUCAACGAGCAGCAUCUCUGCGGGAGCGGGAGUGGGAGUGGGGGAGGAACUGCUGCCAGUGGCGGUGGCGGGGGCGGUGGUAGUGGUGGAGGUGCUCCGGGGUGCGGGUGCGAAUCCGAUACCAACUCGAACUGUGCGUUGUUAGUCGAGGAUAAUAAUGCAUCGUUGCUGUCUUCCACGGCGGGCGCGACCAAGACAAUAAACGGCAACAACAAUUACGAACUGAGCGAGUUCGACAGCAAGGCGCCCACGUACAGUUUCAGCAACGUGUGCAUGUUUACCAAGCUGACAGGAACAGCUACCGUGAUGUGAAACAUUAAAUUCCCAAUGACCCAU